This is a messenger RNA of Vitis riparia (riverbank grape), 1281 nucleotides long. Its product is annotated as glutamate receptor 2.5-like. NCBI's taxonomy places the organism in Eukaryota, Viridiplantae, Streptophyta, Magnoliopsida, Vitales, Vitaceae. Bases 1 to 1281 code for a protein of 426 amino acids. The record is from RefSeq and is a predicted model, not a curated record. The transcript has a single exon.
AUGGAUACGUGGCAGCAAGCGGCUUUAGCUGCUGAAAUAGGAAACCAAGCUCAAGUACCAGUUCUUUCAUUGGCGGCAUCAGCCAGUGUCCGGCCGUCAAGGCAGCUUGGAAGGCCCACCCUGAUACAAAUGGGAAGCAAUGUUUCUGAACAAAUAAGGUGCAUUUCAGCGAUCGUUCACUCCUAUCACUGGCGAAGGGUCAUUGCAAUCAAUGAAGAUGAUGCGUACGGUGGCAACGCUGAGAUGUUAACUCUUUUAUCUGAAGCUCUUCAAAGAGUUGGAUCGGAGAUCGAGUACCAUUUGUCUCUUCCUCCCAUAUCAUCUCUAUCUGAUCCAAGAGGAGCUGUCCCUCAAGAGCUCUUGAAGCUUCUGAGCACACAAUCCAGGGUUUUCAUUGUUCUUCAAUCAUCAUUACCGAUGGCUACCCAUUUGUUCCAAGAAGCAGGGCGGAUGGAUUUUGUGGGGAAAGACUCAGCCUGGAUAGUUACAGAUAGCAUUUCAAGCUUCCUGGAUUCCAUGGACACUUCCUUUAUCCCCUAUAUGGAAGGGGCUCUAGGAAUCAAGUCCUACUAUUCCAAAUCCAAUAGACCCUUCCUAGAAUUCUCUGCCCAGUUUCAGAAAAAAUUUAAAUCCGAAAACCCAGAGGAAGACAACGCCCAGCCUGGAAUUCAUGCACUACGAGCAUAUGAUAGCAUUGCUGUCAUCACACGGGCCCUGGAGAGAUUAGCUAGUGAUGAUACUAAUACUCCAAAUAUGUUGUUAAAAAAUAUAUUAUCAAGCAACUUCAGUGGUUUAAGUGGCAACAUUAUUUUUGAAGGGGGUGAUCUAUCAAAUUCAAAUUCGUUGCCGUUCAGGAUUAUAAACGUUGUUAGAACGGACUACAAGGAGCUUGACUGUUGGACGCAGGACUUGGACAACCCUCUCAGCAGAGAAGGUGGAGACAAAAAUUGCGGUAGAAACACCACGAAGGUUUUGGAUGAUCCAGUGAUUUGGCCAGGGUACCUAAAACGUGUCCCCAUGGGAUGGGAAAUGCCGACUGAUGCAAAACCAUUGAAGAUUGGAACUCCAGCGAACUCCUCUUUCGACAUGUUUGUGAAGGUGGACGAAGCCGAAGCAGACAAAAGAUUUACUGGUUUCUCUAUUGAUAUUUUCCGCGGGGUGUUAAAAUUUUUGGAGCAAAAUUACUCUCUACCCUACGAGUUCCAUCCAGUUGUUGGCACAUACGAAGAGCUGGUUGACUGUGUUUAUAACAAGGUAAUUACUCCUAUCUCUAGAUUUUGA